CCACCCUCUCCUACAUGCCAUAUCCAUACACAGGACAAUCCUAAACACACCUAUCUUCACCCGUAACUUUCCUCCACCACCCAUCAUACACAUACUUAUCGAUAAAUAGGCCUAUAAUACACCAAACGAUCCUGCUUUAUACUUUACUAUACACAGACCUAUCCCACAAAACUAACCUAGCCAGGACUUCCCUACACCGACCUUUCUUACAACAUCUGAUCUGCUCAGACCAUUCUAUACAUAGACUUAUCCGACACAGACCCUCAGCACACACACCUAUCCUAUAGCUAUACUGACACAAUGCACACAUUAGCAGCAGUAGUAGUACUGCAGGUGUGCUGGGCUGCGGUGCUCUGGCCCUGUCCGCCCACACACAGCUCCCCAGUGGACUGCAGGGAGGAGCAGGCCGGCAGCUCCCAGUGCCCCACCAUUUCCCAGGAGAAGCUACUCGACCGGGUCAUCCAGCACACAGAGCUCAUCUACAGAGUCUCCGAGGAGUCCUGCUCCAUGUUUGAGGAUAUGUUUGUGCCGUUCCCCGUGCGUCUGCAGAGGAACCAGGCUGGCAACACCUGCAUCACCAAAGACUUCCCCAUCCCCACCUCCAAGAAUGAACUCCAGCAGAUCUCUGACACUUGGUUGCUGCACUCGGUGCUGAUGCUGGUGCAGUCGUGGAUCGAGCCGCUGGUCUACCUGCAGACCACGCUGGAUCGCUACGAUGACGUGCCCGACGUGCUGCUCAAUAAGACCAAGUGGAUGUCGGAAAAGCUGAUUAGCCUGGAGCAAGGGGUGGUGGUGCUCAUCAGGAAGAUGUUGGACGGGGCGAUACUGAACUCGUCCUACAACGAAUACAGCGCAGUCCAGCUGGACGUUCAGCCAGAGGUGCUGGAGUCCAUUUUGAGGGACUACAACGUUCUCUGCUGCUUCAAGAAGGACGCCCACAAAAUAGAGACCAUACUCAAACUCCUCAAGUGUCGGCAAAUUGACAAAUAUAACUGUGCCUUGUACUAGAUGAUCCCUCACCAUACUAUGUUUAUAAAAUUUAUUAUUCUACUAUUCUGCUCCGGGUAAAGCAUUUCAUAGAGCACUCCCAACGGUUUAUUUGCAUGUUGUGGAGUAAAGCAAAUAAAGAAUCUGCAUAUUC
This is a messenger RNA of Gadus morhua (Atlantic cod), 1141 nucleotides long. RefSeq names its product somatolactin alpha (gene smtla). The record is from RefSeq and is a predicted model, not a curated record. The transcript has 5 exons. The coding region runs from base 301 to 1008 and encodes 235 amino acids. Gene Ontology annotation, cellular component: extracellular region. Lineage: Eukaryota; Metazoa; Chordata; Actinopteri; Gadiformes; Gadidae. Gene Ontology annotation, biological process: response to nutrient levels; animal organ development; positive regulation of tyrosine phosphorylation of STAT protein. Gene Ontology annotation, molecular function: growth hormone activity; growth hormone receptor binding.